Messenger RNA from Clonostachys rhizophaga, 2163 nucleotides. NCBI's taxonomy places the organism in Eukaryota, Fungi, Ascomycota, Sordariomycetes, Hypocreales, Bionectriaceae. The record is from the annotation of a GenBank genome assembly.
AUGGGACCUACCUCCCCAAAACCACCCAACAUUCCUUCGUCAACGUCAUCCCGUCUUCCCUCCAACAUUCCCCUCCGGACCCUACGACCCGGCCGUGACAACGACUCAGCUUCGGCAUCUCUGUUGUCUCGCCCAGGACGCCGCGACUACCGCCCCGGCGGUUCAAACUCCCAUCAUCGUGACCGUUCCUCCUCCUCCUCAGAGUCGGAAUCGUCGUGGACUGAUACGGGCGAUAUUGGCGAGCACAAAGACGAAAGCGACCCUCUGCGGCUGCAACUGGGCCAAGGCGUCGAGGACGAGCUGUUAGCUGGUGUCCAGCGACGACAACGUCGGCAGAAGAAAGUUCGAAUCCAAAACCCGUCACCAGACCGACGUCGUCGAUCUCCUUCGCCGUAUGGUCUUAUCGAGAAGGCCUCGAUCCAGGUCCCUGUGGUAGACAUUCCGCCUCCAUCUAGAACCUCUCGCUGCAUCGGAUUCAUCAUGUCGGGAGGUUAUGGCGCGGCCCAUGGCCUGACGGGCAAGGCCCUUCUGUAUUUCACCAGUAUUUUCGUGUCAUUAGGCGUGUUCUUGUUCGGUUAUGACCAAGGCGUGAUGUCUGGUGUUAUUGUUGGCCCGUACUUUAUUGAUUACUUUCAUCAACCUUCGAUGGCAACUGUAGGAACUAUGGUCGCUAUUCUGGAGAUUGGUGCUUUCAUCUCCUCUCUAGCUGUCGGCCGCAUUGGAGACAUCAUUGGCAGACGGAGGACUAUCUUUUAUGGUUCAUGCAUUUUCCUGGUUGGUGGUGCACUGCAGACGUUUGCUACGAAUAUGCCCAUCAUGAUGCUGGGGCGCCUGGUGGCUGGUUUCGGUGUCGGUGCCCUUUCGACAAUCGUCCCCGUGUACCAAUCCGAAAUUUCCCCUCCGCACAACCGAGGCAAGCUGGCAUGUAUUGAAUUCUCCGGGAACAUUAUAGGUUAUGCUUCUUCAGUUUGGGUGGAUUAUGGGUGCGGGUUUAUCAAAAGCGAUCUCUCGUGGCGCAUUCCUCUUCUGAUGCAAUGCAUCAUGGGAGGGCUUCUCGCUCUCGGUAGUUUGAUCAUUGUGGAAUCUCCCAGGUGGCUCCUCGACAACGACCAUGACGAAGAGGGCAUGGUGGUCAUCGCAAACCUCUAUGGCGGAGGUGAUAUACAUAACACCAAGGCCCGCGAAGAGUACCGUGACAUCAAGAUGAAUGUGCUGCUUCAGCGCCAAGAGGGCGAGCGAAGCUAUGCCGAAAUGUUCAAGAAGUAUAGAACGAGAGUGUUCAUCGCAAUGUCUGCCCAGGCUCUCGCUCAGCUCAACGGUAUCAAUGUUAUAUCCUACUACGCACCGUAUGUCUUUGCACAGGCUGGGUGGAAAGGACAUGAUGCUAUCUUGAUGACUGGCUUGAACUCAAUCACCUACUUCCUGUCAACAAUCCCACCCUGGUAUAUCGUUGAUAAAUGGGGCCGGCGCAUCAUCCUACUGACAGGUGCUAUCGCUAUGGCAUUCUCGCUCUCGAUGAUAUCAUACUUCAUCUUCCUGGAUGUUCCAUGGACUCCCAACCUCGUUGUUUUGUUCGUCAUGAUUUACAAUGCCGCAUUUGGUUACUCAUGGGGACCUAUUCCCUGGCUGUACCCCCCAGAGAUUCUGCCUCUCAGCAUUCGUUCCAAGGGUGCGAGCUUGUCCACUGCCACCAACUGGGCAUGCAACUGGCUCGUGGGUCAGAUGACGCCAAUUCUGAAAGACUUGAUCCAAUGGAGACUUUAUCUCAUUCACGCAUUUUUCUGCGUUCUUAGUUUUGUGAUCGUCUACUUCAUUUACCCAGAGACCUGUGGUGUUCGCCUGGAAGACAUGAACUCCCUUUUUGGAGAUGCCACCACUGUAGGCACACCAUCUAUCCAUGGAACUGAGACUGGCUCCCUGAUGCGACCGGGCUCCCCGAUCGGAUCUGCCCGUGGGAUAGGCUCAUCUGCGAUACCUGGAUUGCAAUUGGACCCCGAAAUGGAUAUCGACGCCAAAUCCCAGGGCCCCAAUGGCGAAGGUGACGAUAGAACUGUUACUGGUUGGCUGUCGCGCGUUGUUAACCGGGGUCGAGCCGGCAGCUCAGCAAGUGGUCAAGGCCGAUAUGCACCACUGGGCCAACAAGACGAUGGGUAUCGUAAUUAA